Molecule: messenger RNA, 1246 nt
Organism: Oncorhynchus keta (chum salmon)
Lineage: Eukaryota; Metazoa; Chordata; Actinopteri; Salmoniformes; Salmonidae
Product: autotransporter adhesin BpaC-like
Exons: 5
Coding region: 134-1246 (370 amino acids)
Source: RefSeq, a predicted model, not a curated record
CCAGCCAGAUUAGAAGGGUCUUGGAUUCCUUUGUAAGGCGCAGCAAAAAAGACAAUCAGAUACAAUAUCAGGGAUCUUCUGGUAAGGCUUCUGGCUACCAUUAGUUCUGAAUACUGAGAAUUUGAGGAGAAAAAUGGCUGUGAGUUUUGAAAUGUCUUUGAGAAUUUCUUGGAUUUGUUGCCUGCUAAUUGGAGGGAUAACCUGUUAUCCUCCACCUAAAGGUAAUUAUAGAUAUAUUCCCCAAAAUCAAUUAAAAGGAAUUGGCCACAAAGCAGCGGUAACUACCGGAUCCCGUGCCUCGGCAGGUGAAGCUACCGGAUCCCGUGCCUCGGCAGGUGAAGCAGCCUCCCGUAAUGCCACUGCAAGCGUCACGACUGGCCCAAAUACCUUAGGUGGAGCAACCGGAUCCCGUGCCUCAGAAGCAGUCACCCACAAUGCCUCAGCAAGCGUCACGACUGGCCCAAAUACCUUAGCUGAAGCAACUGGCCACAAUGCUUCAUCAAGCGCCACGACUGGCCCAAAUGCCUUAGGUCAAGCAGCUGGCUAUAGUGCCUCGGCAGAGGAAGCAACUGGCCACAGUGUCGCGCAAGCGGCCACCCAUAAUGCCUCGGCAAGUGUGGCAACUGGCCCAAAUACCUUAGCUGAAGCAACUGGCCACAAUGCUUCAUCAAGCGCCACGACUGGCCCAAAUGCCUUAGGUGAAGCAACUGGCCAUGGUGCCUCGGCAGCGGAACCAACUGGCCACAGUGCCAUGCAAGCGGCCACCCAUAAUGCCUCGGAAGUGGCCACCCAUAAUGUGUCAGCAAGCGUCACGACUGGCCCAAAUACCUUAGUUAAGUCAAGUCGGUACCUCAUCAAAUCUGGUUCAAAUGCCUCGGCGGAAGCCACAGGCGCCCUUGCCUCGGCGGAAGCCACAGGCGCCCUUGCCUCGGCGGAAGCCACAGGCGCCCUUGCCUCGGCGGAAGCCACAGGCGCCCUUGCCUCGGCGGAAGCCACAGGCGCCCUUGCCUCGGCGGAAGCCACAGGCGCCCUUGCCUCGGCGGAAGCCACAGGCGCCCUUGCCUCGGCGGAAGCCACAGGCGCCCUGCCUCGGCGGAAGCCACAGGCCUUGAACAGGAGGGCCAACUCCUCAAGCAACAUGGAUUUUAGCAGCAGUGGUGUUUCUCAGGAUUUUGGGUCUGAUGGUGACAAUGAAAGCACCCAAUGUCUCAGCUCCAGCAGCGUUCAAGGCAGCAUCGUUGAAUAG